Molecule: messenger RNA, 1575 nt
Organism: Saccharomycopsis crataegensis
Lineage: Eukaryota; Fungi; Ascomycota; Saccharomycetes; Ascoideales; Saccharomycopsidaceae
Exons: 1
Coding region: 1-1575 (524 amino acids)
Biological process (GO): L-arabinose metabolic process; polysaccharide catabolic process
Molecular function (GO): alpha-L-arabinofuranosidase activity
Source: RefSeq, a predicted model, not a curated record
AUGUCGGUAUACGGUCAAACCAUCACACCAGUUAGAUCUCUUAAGAACUCUUCCAUCACUGUUGAUCCGAGAAGAAUAUUAGCCCCGGUGGAUGAGCGCAUCUAUUCUGGAUUUGUGGAGCAUCUCGGAAGAUGUAUUUAUGGUGGUUUGGUAGACUACAACAAAACCCCGAAAACAAAGGUCAAUGGUAAACGUCACAGAGAAGAUGUUUCCAAGGCCAUCAAAGAUCUUAAGAUGCCAGUGGUUAGAUGGCCCGGUGGCAAUUUUGUUUCCUCUUAUCACUGGAUCGAUGGUGUUGGAGCUAGAGAAAACCGUCCUAGAAGACCGGAACUUGCUUGGUUAGGCGAGGAGAGUAACCAGUUUGGAACAGAUGAGUUCAUAGAAUGGUGCCACGAAAUGAAAGUUGAGCCGUACUUCUGCUUGAACAUGGGAACCGGAACUCUUGAUGAAGCGCUAGGAUGGAUAGAAUAUUGCAAUUCCACCGCCAACACCUAUUACGCCAACUUGAGAAGGAAAAAUGGUCAUCCUGCACCUUAUAAUGUCAAGUAUUGGGGCCUUGGGAAUGAAGUUUGGGGUGACUGGCAAGUAGGACAGAUGACCAAAGAAGAUUACGCUAAGAAGGCUGCUGAAUGGGCCAAGGCUAUCAAAUUAUUGGAUCCAAAUGUCCAGUUGAUCUCCUGUGGUUGUACCGGGUUAGAUAAUUGGGAUCAUCAUGUCUUGGAUAAGUUGAUCAACUGGGUCGAUAUGCACUCCAUACACAUGUAUACCGCUCAUGAUGAGUAUAUCAAGAACGUCACUGCACCAGCAGCGGCGGAGACCGCGAUUCAAGUUACCAAAAAUUUGAUUGAUUUGGCGACUAUACAACACCCACCAAAGGCUAAUGGAGUGAACUCAUUGGAAGCAGACUCUAAAAAGAAGGUCAAAAUUUGUUUUGAUGAAUGGAAUAUUUGGGAUCCAACUAGGGCAGAUGGAACCAAAGGUGCUGAGGAGAAAUACACUCUCAGUGACGCACUUGCUAUUGCUUCAUGGCUCAAUGUAUUUAUCAGACAAAGUGAAAGCUUAGGAAUGUGUAAUAUUGCUCAGUUGGUGAAUGUUAUUGCUCCGAUCAUGACCAACGACUCGACAGUUUUCUUACAAACCACUUAUUGGCCAUUGAUGUUAUUUUCCAACUAUAUGAGAGACGGCCACGCUUUAGAUUUGCAUGUUGAAACCAAAAUGUACACCGGAGCUACAGGAAUAAACGAUGGUAGUUAUAAAUGGAUCCAAGGCAAGUUUGGCGUGACUUUAUUGGAUGUCAGUGCCGUUAAAAAGAUAGGGUCUGAUACAAUUUAUAUUGCAAUUGUCAACAGGAGCGAAGAUGAAGAAGCCAACACCAAAAUCGAUUUCCAUACAAAGAUCUCCGGGAUACAUGCGUGGGAGCUCUAUCACGAUGAUGUUUUGGCUUCUAACAGCUUUGAAACUCCAGAUAAAGUUGUAUUGAAGGAAAAUGACUGUCAGAUUAUUCAGAAUGAGGACAAGAGUGUGAAUUUUACCUUUCAGAAGCAUUCCUUUACCCUUUUGGAGGUUAAAUACUGA